This is a messenger RNA of Soboliphyme baturini, 1295 nucleotides long. Lineage: Eukaryota; Metazoa; Nematoda; Enoplea; Dioctophymatida; Soboliphymatidae. The record is from the annotation of a GenBank genome assembly.
UACGAACAACAGCAGGAAGAUCUAGCGAGACAACUAGGAAAGGGCAAGCGAAUCCGCAAACAGGUCAACUAUGCGGUCGGCGAACAGCCCGAAGAAUGGCGGGACGACUACAGUGACAGUUUUUCAGCUUCGUCAGGUCUCUCAGGAGAUGAAGGAGAUGACGACGAUUUCAAUGAAAAAGUGGAAGGACGUCGAAGACGCCGAGAAGGCAGAGAAGAGAAAUUGCCUCCGCUGCUUGCAAGGGUCAACGGCCAAAUCGAGGUUUUGGGUUUUAACUCGCGUCAACGACGAGCAUUUUACAAUGCGGUCAUGCGAUGGGGUAUGCCUCCACCUGAUGCCUUUAAUUCGCAGUGGUUGGUGCGUGACCUGAAAGGCAAAUCAGAGAAGUCGUUCAGAUCGUACGUGUCGUUGUUCAUGCGACAUCUGUGCGAACCCGGCUGCGACAACUCCGAGACGUUUUCGGACGGCGUUCCGAGGGAAGGCCUGAAUAGGCAGCAUGUGCUGUCGCGCAUCGGCAUCAUGUCACUGAUCCGCAAGAAGGUGCAAGAGUUCGAAAUGGUCAACGGUGCCUGGAGCAUUCCGGAAAUGCAGCAGCUCGCUGAAAGUCAGCAGAGCAAAGACUCAGCUAUCCGCGAUGUCGACGACAUCGCUAAAGACAUGACGCCUGCUGAAAGCAACGGCAGCGAGGACAUAAUCAAUCAGGAAACUGCGGUGCCGAGUCUUCCGGAGAGCAGUGAAAGCAACGAUGCCAGUAACAUGGAACCACCAUCAUCGGUGUGUGGACUGACGUCGUUGCCACAAGCGGCCUCAGAAACUGGUGAGGACAAGCCUUCAUCUUCAUCGACCACCGCUUCCGCGUCACUUGUCAUCACCGAAGAGCCGCUUGCCGAAGAUGCCGGCGGCAAGCUGAUGAUUGACAUAGGCGAUUGUGGCGUUUCCGGUACUGAAGAUGCUCAGACGGUGGAAAAGAUCGUCGAUGACAAUGGUGCAGUGCAAACUACCCCGACGGUGGAUGACGAUUCGAAUGUAAUGGUCAAAACAGAUGACGUCGAAAAGGAGGCGACUACCCCGAGCAGCACUCACGAAGCGACAACUUCGUCAACGAAAAUCGUACCCCCUUCUGACGGUGAUCAGAAAGUGAAAAAGGGGGAAGCCGAAGAAAAGUCAGUCUCCAGCAAACCAAAGUUCAUGUUCAACAUCGCAGGUACGGACAUCGAUUACUGUUUGUUUUUUUCCUCUCAUACUCGAUAUGGUUCAGCGACUUUAACUGUUAUAAAACCCUUGUGCAUUUAGAU